Molecule: messenger RNA, 5678 nt
Organism: Epinephelus fuscoguttatus (brown-marbled grouper)
Lineage: Eukaryota; Metazoa; Chordata; Actinopteri; Perciformes; Serranidae
Product: serine/threonine-protein kinase 4-like
Exons: 11
Coding region: 395-1885 (496 amino acids)
Biological process (GO): intracellular signal transduction; regulation of MAPK cascade; protein phosphorylation
Cellular component (GO): cytoplasm
Molecular function (GO): ATP binding; protein serine/threonine kinase activity
Source: RefSeq, a predicted model, not a curated record
UCAGCACUUCCUGGUGUUUUCAAACUGGAUGUCACAGCGGCUCUGAGCGGUUUGUCAAACAAGUCCAAAGUUGUCUCGACACGGGAGGAGGAUGAACUCCAAGACGAGGAUACGGCAGCUGUGUGAAGUGUGUACGCUGUGUGAACAUCGUUUUACAAAAUGAUUAACGGACGUAGUGUUUUCAGCGGCUAACGGGCGGCGGUAACACGGGACGCUGCUGUAACACAGGACGGGCUAGCUGCUCCGCUAGCUGCUCUGCUAGCUGUUAGCCAGUUAGCUCGCUGCUAGCAGACUGAACUGUUACUGCUAGUUAGCAUCGAGUGUUUGAAACAAGCUUCAAGUUUUUAGCCACAGACACGACUGGGAGGACCGUGAGAGCUCCGGAGAGGACGACAUGGAGAACAAGGACAAAGUACAGAUGAGGAAUAACCCUCGCAGACAGUUGAAGAAGCUGAGUGAGGACAGCCUCACCAAGCAGCCGGAGGAAGUGUUUGAUGUCCUGGAGAAGCUGGGUGAAGGGUCGUAUGGCUGUGUGUUUAAAGCCCAUCAUAAAGAGACGGGGGAGAUCGUAGCCAUCAAACAAGUUCCAGUGGAGUCAGAUCUUCAGGAGAUCAUCAAGGAAAUCUCCAUCAUGCAGCAGUGCAACAGUCCUCAUGUGGUGCGAUACUACGGCAGCUACUUCAAAAACAGUGACCUGUGGAUUGUUAUGGAAUACUGUGGAGCCGGAUCAGUUUCUGAUAUCAUCCGAAUACGCAACAAGACGCUAACAGAAGAGGAGAUAGCGACCAUCCUGCAGUCCACCCUGAAGGGUCUUGAGUAUCUUCACUUCAUGAGAAAAAUCCACAGAGACAUCAAAGCAGGGAACAUAUUGCUGAAUACAGAGGGCCAGGCCAAACUGGCCGACUUUGGAGUUGCUGGACAACUGACGGACACCAUGGCGAAGAGAAACACAGUCAUCGGCACGCCGUUCUGGAUGGCUCCAGAGGUCAUACAGGAGAUCGGCUACAACUGUGUGGCUGAUAUCUGGUCUCUGGGGAUAACAGCUAUAGAGAUGGCCGAGGGGAAGCCUCCCUACGCUGACAUACAUCCCAUGAGGGCUAUCUUCAUGAUCCCCACCAACCCUCCACCAACGUUCAGGAACCCAGAAUUGUGGUCUCCAGCAUUUAGAGAAUUUGUCAGCCAGUGUUUGGUGAAAAACCCAGAAAACAGGGCGACUGCCACACAGUUGUUACAGGAUCCGUUCAUCAAGUCAGCCAAGCCCAGCCCCAUCCUCAGAGCGCUGAUCACAGACGCCAUGGAGAUCAAACUGAAGAGACAGGAGGAGGCUGAACAGAGAGAGCAGGAUGCAGAAGAUGAUGACAAUUCGGACGAGGAUGAGGUGGACCAGGGGACGAUGGUGCGGGCGGGGACAGGCGACUCAGGAACUAUCCGGGCCGCUGGAUCAUUAGCAAGUUCACUCGGCGGUACGGCUCGGACUAUGAUCGCACACGACGACACUGGAACCAUGCAGUCACAGCUGGGCACCAUGGUCAUCAACUCCGAUGACGAGGAUGAGGAAGAAGCCGGUACCAUGAAAAGGAGAGACGAGACGAUGCAGCCGGCCAAGCCGUCCUUCCUCGAGUACUUUGAGCAGAAAGAGAAGGAGGCCAACAGUCACAAUGAUGGAGGAAGAGGAGUAAACAACGCAGACAACCGCAAACCGUCCACUGAAGCAGACCUUGAGGUGGUGAGUUCGUGGACGGUGGAGGAGCUGCGGCUGCGUCUGGCCUCUCUGGACCCUCAGAUGGAGCAGGAGAUCGAGGAGAUCCGUCAGCGCUACCAGACCAAGAGGCAGCCCAUCCUCGACGCCAUCGAGGCCAAAAAACGACGGCAGCAGAACUUCUGAGAAGGAACUGCCGAGUUGUCACGGCAACAACUGGAUGUUUUAUCUCUUUAUGUUCUCUGCAGCAGUUUGGUGAAAUGUCACGAAGACAUUUUGAAAACUGCACGAAGACUUCUGAUGAUGAUGACUGCUGAAGAACUUCCAAAGAGCUGAUUGACAGAAUAUUAAUGACAUUCAUUUGAUUUAAGACCCACAUUCUCUUUUUCUGCCCGUUUGAGAGUCUUCAAGGACAUUUUUGUGUCUCUGGAUUAACAGUUGAGGAAAUGGCAAAGUUUAAUUUUGGCGCCAUCAGCAGCUCAUCUGAACCUGUGAGUUUCUUUCUGUUUAUUUCAGGCAUGUUACACAGUCGUCUCAAACUGCAGUGACGAUUGUUAAAACCAGAUCUCUUUAAGUUUGUUUUACCUAAUGGUACAAUAUCAUUUAAACUGCUGACUGCUCGUCUUCGGUACUCGUGUUUCCUGUCACUGUUGCUGCUGGACUCUUAAGUGUUCCUACUCUGGAUUGAGAGAGUUUGGACAAAUCUGUAGUCUAGAACUGAAUCGUUCACUUGUCUGGAAAAGUUUGUAAAAUGCACAAAAGGUAUUGAGGUUCUAGGUACUGACAACCUCUAUUGUAAAAAGUCAGAGUUUCAAAUUCCCGUCCAAAACUAUUUGAAAAGCGAAAAAUGAAAACAAACCCUGUGAUUGCUGUCAGCCAGGAAGACACAGGAAAACACCUCCAUCAUUUAACCUGUGAAGAUGCUAAACGUCCAGGAGGUUUCUCACUUUAAACUUUGAACUCUUUCUCUUUCAAACUUGAUUAUGAAAACUAAAUUCUGUAAUUUGGUACAUGCUCCAAGGGUUUUACUUUUUACACACAGCGUUGAAUAUACUGUCAGUCAUUUGUCAUUAUUUAUCAUGUUUUAGUUCUGCAGAUACGUCUCAAAAUAGUUAUUAGACCACUGUUCUUGUCUUCUGUUGCCUGCAAAGGAAGUGAAAUUUAAAUUUUCCUCCAAACAGCAGAAAUAAUUGAAUGAAGAUGCAAGAAAAAAUGUGCUUUUCUGAUAUAGGCUGGUCUCAGCUAAUGUAAACGUCAUCUGAGUCAGAAGUUACACUUAAUACUCAGUGAUGAUGGAUUUCUAAACAAUGUUUAUUUUUCUCUGGCAGCUGAUGAAGAUUAAAACCAUAGAAAUAGAAUGAGAGCAGAACAGACAAUGAACUGUUUGUCAUGGUCAUUUUGCUAAAUUCAAAAGAAAAUGGCCGCUGCUGUUAGUUGUUAUGACCUCACGCGUCAGUGGGGCCAUGAAGCGGUUACACUCUCUACUUGGACAUACUAAUGAAUAGAAUUUGAUGAUUUCCCAAUAGAAAUACAACCAGUUAAGUCCAGCAAUCCUCAGUUCCAGUGCAGUGAGGCAGCAGAGACAAAGCACAAAGACACCUCUCCAGUCCUCAACUCCACUGCUGGUUUGGUCGUUACUGCAAAACCUCAUCUCAGUGAGUUCGUGACUUGCCGUCAGUCGGUUUGUUUGUACGGAAGUUAGCCUGCUACAACAGUUGCAAUGGCAACAGCACACAAAAACAUGGCCGCCGCUCAAUAAUUUACUGUCUCUGUUAUAUGGCAGCUGAUCCCGUCCUCUGCUCGGAGGGUAAGGAGCUCCUGAAUCUCAUUGUUUCCCAAUCUGGGGACAUUUACGGCCAUUGUUCUUUGAGUUAGCCGCUAACUGCUAAUAGCUAUCUUUUAACAUCUCUCAUGGCAGGUCGCACACGUUCUGGCUUAAGGGAAGGGACCACUCUGUCUCCCCGUGACCGCUGCGAUUGUACCUUAUAUACACCAGGGUGAGGCAGCCUUGACCAGGCACUGUAAAAGGGCCCACAGUGUUUGACACAUUAAUAAUCACUUACGUAUACAGCUUCAUUAUAGUGUGCUAUAAACCAUCUAUGAAACCAUUAAAGCGAAGUUUUACCUUUAUUUUUUACACAUUCCUCUAAUCUUUAGUUUAUUUUCUAAAUAACUGGAUACUGUUACGUCUUCAGGUCUCCGCAUUUUCACUCUUUGGUUGACCUGAUCAUCAGCUGAUGGUUGUUUCAUUUAUCACGAGCCAAAACAGUCUGGUAACGACUGUCAGAACAGACACACCUGCAUUUGAAUGUGUCAUGUGUUCGUCUCAAGCUGGAGUUUUAAUUUUCUAAUAGGUGAAAAGUUAUGAGACUGCAUAAAAGUUAAAGGGAAUUUAAUCAGAUGGAAACUUGAUUAUGUUUGACCUCCAGUGUCCUUAGUGUUUAAGUUUUUAUUUUUGUGUCCAUCAUCUAUUUUUCCUCCUCAGUAAGCUAAAAACAAAGACCUGGGUUGACAGAUUUAUGGAAUCGAUUCAACAAAGCUUUUAUUUCUUGGAUUUAUUAGUUUGAUUUGGCACUGGACGAGUUUGCCCCCCCAAAAAAAUUAUCAGGGAGCAGCAGCGACUGAAGCUGGCGUCGACCCAGGUCUGAGUCACCUUUACUUCUGACAUUCCUCAGAGCAAGUCCGCCGCUCAUUUUUCUACAUCCAGCACAAAGACAUUUAUAUUUUUCUACGUAGGUUUAGUGAUGUCAAGUUCAGAUAGAAGACAAGUUGUAGUUUUGAUCACCGAAAUGAAAACCAGCUUCUCAGGUCAUAAAGCUCCUCAGGGGUGUAAAAAUAAUGACGAGAAAUGACUGUAGAUAGUUUAGAGAUCCUUCACACAAAGAGUCUGUGUAUAUAUGAGCACCACUAGGCUGUAUUUGUAUAUUGUGAUUACAUUUGAACAGUUGAAGGUUUUAAGCCCCAAAACAAGACGCCUGUCAUUAAGUUAUAUUUAAAUAUUAAACAGUUAUCAACGAGUUCAAAUGAGCGUCUGAUGUUUUGGGGCUUCAGCUGAAAGCAAAAUGCUGUUGAAACCUCCAGACUUUGAUCUUUGUGUGCAGGACUCUCAUGUUUCUCUGUACGCAAACGGCUCAUGAGCACAAUUCAUUUUUCAUUAUCUCUUCUGUGUUACAAGCAAAACAAAAGGGAUUUUUUUUUGUCUGCCUUAUUUUGGAUGUUCUGCUGUUAUUUUUCUGAACAGUGAUCUCAUGUAUGACGCGUUGGGUUGGAAAAAAAAGUGAAAAUAUAAAAAAAUAAUGCAGCUUGAUUGUUUUAAAGUAAGAUGCUGUUUGGUGCUGUCACACUGCUGGAAAAAAUGUGAUGCAUCAGAAAUAAAGUCGUAAUCACUGGAUAUCGAACAGACAUUAAACUGUUCUGAUGUUUGGAAAUCAGUUCUAAAGGGACAGUUCACCCCAAAAUCAAAUACGCAUACUUUCCUUGUCACCUGUAGCGCUAUAUGUGAAUCUAGAUAUGACUCUAGAUUGUUUUUGUGUGAGUUACUGAGUGUUGGAGAUAUCAGCUGUAGAGAUGUCUGACUUCUCUUCAGUAUUGCAGAACUAGAUGACACUCAGCUUGUGGUGCUCAAAGUGCCAAAAAAAUACAUUUGAAAAACAUCAAUGUUUUAUAAAGAAAUCAUGAUCCAGUUACUCAAGAUAAUCCACAGACCUUGUUGUGAGCAGUUUCAUGUAGGAACUGUUUUCUUUCAACUGAACCACAUCCGACAACCUUAUCACUGUUACGGAGUUAGAACAGCAACAAUAAAUUUUGGUAUUGAAAAGAAAAUUUGGCAUUAAAAAAAAGAAACAUCUACACUGGAAAAAAAAACACUGAAAAAUAAAACACAAACAUUAAAAUUUAUUUUUGUAAUUUUUUGCAUCCUGGUGUAUUUUUAGUGACAAUCUUUUUCUAAAUGUCAUUUUUUCAGUGACAGAAAUUCAGC